Pocillopora damicornis (cauliflower coral) is the source of this 546-nucleotide messenger RNA. RefSeq names its product C-reactive protein. The record is from RefSeq and is a predicted model, not a curated record. NCBI's taxonomy places the organism in Eukaryota, Metazoa, Cnidaria, Anthozoa, Scleractinia, Pocilloporidae.
AUGAAAUAUCCAGCCAUACCAUCGGACCUCAGCCAGUUAUCGCUGUGUUUUUUUGUAAAAGUUGUUACAGACCAAAAACUGCAAUCUAUCUUCAGCUAUGCCAAACUCGAUGACAAUGAUAUUUAUGCCGAAAGUUCUCCAACUGAGACAGCUUUCUGCAUCAAUAACGAACAUGGCAGUUUCAAUGCUUCGGUCUAUGAUGGUGCCUGGCAUCAUUUGUGUUUCACUUGGGAAAAUACUUAUGGUGAACUCAAACUGUAUAAAAACGGUCAAUUUGAAGGCCAGCAUAUGGGUUUUCAAGUGGGAUAUACAGUCCGAUCUGGAGGGCAUUUAGUGCUCGGGCAAGAUCAAGACACCCUUGGAGGAGGUUUUACACUGGAGGACACACUGAAUGCCCAACUGGCUGAGGUCAACAUGUGGGACCAGGUUCUGUCCGGAAAAGAAAUUGCUUCUCAGUACACAAACUGCAGGAUACCAAGUGGUUCCGUUGUCACCUGGUCCGAAUUUAAAACGCUAACCAAUGGCAGUGUGAUUGUCAAACACUGA